Yamadazyma jaroonii is the source of this 1815-nucleotide messenger RNA. The record is from the annotation of a GenBank genome assembly. Lineage: Eukaryota; Fungi; Ascomycota; Pichiomycetes; Serinales; Debaryomycetaceae.
AUGUCAAAGUUAUCAGCAUUAGCCAAACUAAGGAGUCAGAAGAAGUCUAAUGAAGGAAAUAAGAGUGUGGAUAUAUUGAAUCGACUUACAGGGGACUCUCCCACACCUAUUAGUCGUGAAAGUAUACCGAGAAAGUUGAUUAUAAAAGAAAAUAAACCUGAACCUGAAAUUAAUGAAGUUAAGGAAAUACCGACAAAACUGAUACCCAAUGAUACCCCUAAAAGGAAAUUGGACAUUGAUUAUAGUUUAUCUGUAGAUACUUCACUCAUGGUAGAAGCCAAAGUUUACCAUGAGACGCAAAAACGUCAUAAAAUCAACCCUUCAUUAUAUAGACUCAUUACUAACGAACUAGAUAUUGAAACCGUUAAGAAAAAUUUCAGUAAAGAAAGUCCUGAUGAUAAGAUAGAGAAUGCACAAAAACAAGCUUUCAAUCAAAAUUUCAAAAAUCUUACUGUUGAUGAAAAGCCUAAAGAAGUUAAAGUUAAAGAUCAAAAAAAAAUUGAUACUUCCAAAAUAUCCAAAAUCUAUAGUAAACCCCAUAAAUCAUUUGUUGUUAUAGGUCAUGUGGAUGCUGGAAAAUCCACUUUAAUGGGUCGUAUACUUUUAGAUUUAGGUAUUGUGGAUAUCAAGACAUUGAAUAAAUUAAUCAAAGAAAGUGAAAGUAUUGGUAAAGGCUCUUUUGCAUUAGCUUGGGUAAUGGAUCAAACAUCAGAAGAAAGAGCUCGUGGUGUUACUAUUGAUAUUGUUUCAACUAAUUUCGAAACUUCCAAAACAAGAUUCACUGCUAUUGAUGCUCCCGGUCAUAAAGAUUUUGUACCUCAAAUGAUUAAUGGUGUUUGUCAAUCUGAUUUUGCUCUUUUAAUUGUUGAUUCCAUUACUGGAGAAUUCGAAAGUGGAUUCAAUUCCAGUGGUCAAACUAAAGAACAUACCAUUAUAGCACGUAAUUCAGGUGUGGAAAAAUUAUGUGUUGUUGUCAAUAAGUUAGAUAAAGAGAAUUGGAGUGAACAUCGUUUUGAAUUUAUUGUGGAUACCAUGAAAGAUUAUUUGAUUAAUGAAAUUGGUUAUGAAGAAUCUCAAAUAGAUUUCAUUCCUCUUUCAGGGUUAAGUGGUAAUAAUGUUAUUAAAAGAGAAUCAAUUGAUGAUUUCAAUUGGUAUAAAGGUCCUUCAUUGAUUGAAUAUUUAGAAGAUAUUGAAAUUUCAACUUCAACUACUGAUGAAAUUACUAAAGAACCUUUCAAUUUAGUUAUUAAUGAUAUUAUCGAAGCCACUAAUGAAGUUCAAAUUAUUGGUAAGAUAAUAUCAGGUUCAAUAAGUAAUGGUGAUGCCAUUAAGAUUUUACCUUUGGAUCAAACUUUAAAAAUCACCAAGUUGAAAAAUGAUGGUAAGACAGUAGAAUUCGGUAUCAAAGGAGAAAUUGUAGAAUUAUCAGUAAACAAAAAACAACUUGAGAAUUUGGAUGAUGUUGUUAUAGGUGAUAUUAUUACUAAUUCCACUAAAGUUGAAACUGUUGAAACAUUUGAAUGUGAAUUGUCAUUAUUCAAUCUUACUAAACCUUUGUUGAUUGGAACACCUUUUAUUCUUUUUCGUUCAAAUUUCAAUUUACCUUGUAAAUUAACCAAAAUUGUAUCAACCAAUGGUCGUAAAAGGAAACAUUUGAUUUCAAAUCAACAAGCAGUUGUACAAAUCACUAUUGAUAGUAACAGAUUAUUACCAUUAUGUAAAUUCGAUGAUGAUCCAAUUUUAGGUAAAGUGGUUAUUCGUAAAGAAGGUACUACUAUUGGUGCUGGAAAAAUAACUAAAUUAUCUGAUGCUUGA